UACACAAACACACAUCCACUCUCUACAAUAGUCUACAUUCCUAUUUUGAUUCCAUCAUUUUGAUUCAAUCCCAAUUUUCUGAAAACCAUGAUCUCCUCCAUCUUCUUUUUAUACAAACCCUUUAAUUUCAAUCCUUAUAAUAAUAGACCUUAAAUUAAAUAAAAAUAUAAAAAUAAAAAUAAAAAAGAAAUGAAAUUUGGGAAAGAAUUUGGGAUACAUAUAGAACAAACAUUACCUGAAUGGAAAGACAAAUACUUAUGUUACAAACUUCUUAAAAAAUUCCUUAAACAACGUCUUCCUGAUCUUCAUCAUCAUCAUCCUGGUGGGGAUGCUGCUGUUCUUCCUCCGCCUCCGCCGCCGCAUGUUGCCGCCGUCGAUCGGAACUUUCCUCCGGUGCCACCCCACUUGGGUGAUCUGCAAGAUUGGUUUGUUAGAGUUCUUGAUGAUGAGAUUGAAAAGUUUAAUGAUUUUUAUGUUGAUAAAGAAGAAGAAUUUGUCAUCAGAUUUAAGGAGUUAAAAGAAAGAAUUGAGCGAGUUAAGGAGAAAAGCUGGAAAGAUGGAAACUUUACUUCGGAAAGUGAAUUCAGUGAUGAGAUGAUGGCGAUUCGCAAAGACUUUGUCACGAUCCAUGGGGAGAUGGUUCUUCUCAAAAACUAUAGCUCCUUGAAUUUUGCAGGCAUUAUAAAGAUUUUGAAGAAGUAUGACAAAAGGACUGGAGGUCUCUUACGUGUACAUUUUACACAACUUACCCUUCGUCAACCCUUCUUCACGACAGAGCCUCUUACCAGAUUGGUACAUGAGUGUGAGGAAAAUCUUGAACUCCUUUUCCCUUUAGAAGCUGAAGUAAUCGAAUCGUCUAGCAAACCAGAUGGCGAGACGUCCGAUACAAUAACCACAUCAGUCAAGGUAGAAACUUCAGAUGUAUAUAAACGGACAAUUGAUGCGAUGAGAACAAUAAAGGGUCUUAAAAAGGAAAGCUCUACCUCGAAUCCACUUUCAUUUGGAUCUAUUUUUGGCAACCAGGAUGUCGACACAGGUGCCAUAACUAAUGGGGACUCUCCCACUAACUCAUCAACUUCUCAUAGUUAAAAGGGAAGAGAAUUGUGAAUUUGUGAUGCCGAACUGAUGGAUACCCGAAUACGAUAAGUUUUUUGUUUUAGUACUAAAUAGCUUAUGUUACUUGUGUUUUGCAUUAUAUAUAUUUUUGUUUUCUUGGGAAGCAUUGGGAAAUCAGAACAAAUUUCUUGUACAACUAUGCGUGUUUGUUCAUACAUGUUAAGAAUAUUUGAGCAGUCUGUAACAUGUAUUCCUUUAAUAAGGUUCAUCAACUUUGGUUGAUAUGCCAAAACUAUGUUAUCCUAAAGAUGAACUUACCAUUUGAUCUA
This is a messenger RNA of Erigeron canadensis, 1385 nucleotides long. Its product is annotated as SPX domain-containing protein 4-like. The coding region runs from base 190 to 1089 and encodes 299 amino acids. NCBI's taxonomy places the organism in Eukaryota, Viridiplantae, Streptophyta, Magnoliopsida, Asterales, Asteraceae. Gene Ontology annotation, biological process: cellular response to phosphate starvation. The transcript has 3 exons. The record is from RefSeq and is a predicted model, not a curated record.